Hippocampus zosterae (dwarf seahorse) is the source of this 4050-nucleotide messenger RNA. It is a transcript of the gene bard1, whose product is annotated as BRCA1 associated RING domain 1. The coding region runs from base 130 to 2442 and encodes 770 amino acids. The record is from RefSeq and is a predicted model, not a curated record. The transcript is spliced from 11 exons. Lineage: Eukaryota; Metazoa; Chordata; Actinopteri; Syngnathiformes; Syngnathidae. Gene Ontology annotation, molecular function: protein binding.
CAUACAGUGACGUCACCCAAACAGGCGGGAGAUGCGACUUACAACAAGGAAAUAAGUCGCUUUUUCUUUGUUAACACUGGGCGUACUUUUUGAAACCCGAAAAAACUUCAAGCAUUUGAUUUUACAGUCAUGGAUCCAUCUUUCGUGGCGCCAGCAAACGACUGGAAAAACACUAAAAAGGCGCUUGCCGACUUUCGACCUCUGCUACUUUGUUCGAAAUGCUCGCAGUUACUGAGGGAUCCUGUUUGUCUCGGGACAUGUGAGCAUAUGCUGUGCAGGACGUGUGCAGGCCCACGGGCAGGUGAUGGCUGUGUGGUUUGUCACAGCCCUUCCUGGGUGAAAGACAUCAAAAUCAACAGGCAGCUCAGCAGUGUCAUACCACUCUUCCGUGACUUGGAGUCCAUGUUGUACCCCGAAGGACAGCCAGAUUCCUCUGAGGUAAUGCAGCCACAAAAUGAGGGCACUAUCUUUCAACGCAAGAAGAACUUCAAGAUCUGGCUCAGCCCCCGUAGCCGUAAAAUGCGUUGCACGGUGCGAGAAAAUCCAAAAGUCUUCAUACCUGAAAGCAAGUCUUUUGAAAAAGUGGCUGAAGCGCAGCCUGGCCCUUCAACGGCCGAAGUCAAUGACAUGACAGUUUUCAACUUCACCUCAUCCUCUCAAGACUCUGGCUCCGACACUAAAAAACAGAAGAGGAAAAACGAGAAAAACAUCGGCGGCAGAAGGAAAACCAAGCGCCGAGCCUUGAGAAAUCAAAGUCGACAGACGGUGAAGAAGAAGCUUGACGCGAUAAACAAGCAAUGGAGGAUUAUUGACGAUCAAAAUACCGUCGCGGAAUCAGAGCAGCUUGGUGUAGAUGUUGAAAAGACGUUGAACAAAAAGGUUUCCUUCCUUGGCCCCGAUGGAGUAUCUUUCAUGAAUGGCGUUGGACUUGUGUCCAGCACCUUGAGAGACGGAUUCGCAGAAGGUGCUGUCACAGAACCCGAGAGCCCAACCCAGCUUUGUCAGAAUGAAUCCGACAGUAUCUGCGACACACCGCGCGCCUCUGACUAUACCCCCCAAAAGAUGCCCCAAAAACAGGCCGACCUUUUUUCCCCGGAGCGUUCGUCAAAACGCCAAAGACUGGAGGGAGAGGUUGCCGCCCUGGAGACCACACCAAAAAGGUCAACGACCUCUACGGGCUGCUGCCGAAAGUCAUUGAGUCACUCGUCUCCUGCUGCUAUUCAUUCUCCGUGUAAAAAGACACCCCGAAAACACGGAGGAGAGAGUCCCUCGGUUCCAUGUACAACGAGUCGGAAAUCCCCCUCUUCUCGUGCUUCGAUGGGAAACUCCAGCCCAGGCACCCCGACAGUCACGAAGAAGAACCACAAAGGAGAAACCCCGCUGCAUUUAGCCGCUAUCAAGGGGGACGUAGAGGGCGUCAAGGGACUGCUGGACCAGGGAGCCGAUCCCAACCUCAAGGAUAACGCAGGAUGGACACCUCUGCACGAGGCGUGUAACCUGGGCCAUCUGGUCGUCGCGGAGGCGCUCUUAUCGAGAGGGGCCCUGUUGAACACGCCCGGCUACGAAAAUGACUCUCCGCUUCAUGAUGCUGUGCGCAACGGGCACUUAGCGGUUGUCAAAUUGCUGCUGCGUUUUGGCGCCUCGCAGAGCGUGCUUAAUCUUCACGGCAAGCGGCCUGCAGACUACGCCGAAAGUCGGGAGAUGCUGGAGGUGUUCCGGGAAGUGUCUGAGGGAGCCCAAUAUGCCAGCGCAUCUUUGAACAGCCCGGCCAGUCUCCCUGUUGUGGACAAUUGCGCAAAGCCAGAAGAAACGCUUUUGUUUCUGUCAAGCAAGCUGUCGCAAACAGAGCGGCAUCAGUUCGCCAAGCUCAGUCGCCUUUUGGAUGGAAGGAUCGCGGACGCCUUUACUUCUUCAGUGAGCCACGUUGUGGUGCCAGAAGGACCGAUGCCGAGAACUUACUCCGCUCUACUGGGACUUCUUGCAGGCUGCUGGAUUGUCAAAUACAGUUGGGUGGAGGCAUGUCUGCAGGCGGGCAAGCGGAUGCCAGAAAGCGAGCACGCAGCGGGCGAAGGCCCCCAACGGAGUCGCGUCAACCGCCUCAGCUUGCUGCCGCCGCUGUUCGACGGCUGCUUCUUCUUCCUCUUGGGCUCUUUUAAGUCGCACAGAAAAGAUGAGCUGGCCAAGCUGCUCCGCGACGGAGGAGGUCAGCUGCUGAGUCGGCGACCCAAACCCGACAGUGAUGUCACUCAAACCCUCAGUGCUGCCGCCUACCACGCUUUGCCGGGAUCAGACCAGGCCCUCUGCACCCAGUACAUCAUCUUUGACCGCCAGGGUCCUCACAGGCCCGCGGUGGUUCGGAAGGGCAAAGUGUGGUCUGCCCCUUCCACUUGGAUCAUCGACUGUAUCACAUCUUUCCGACUUCUCCCUGUACCAAACCUUUAAUCGGCGUCAGGAGUUUUGACGCCGGCUUUUGCCUCUCCUGGUGGUCGUUUCUUUCCUGCCUUUUGAAACGAAAUGAUCCACUGUUAAUCAUGGAGUUCUAAAAGGAAAAGUAAAUGAUGUUUAAUUUUAUGGAAUCAAAACAUAAUUGUGCCCUUGAAAGUGUGGGAACCAACACACUGUAUAAGUGGACGUGAGAUGUAAAUAUUCCCUCCGCUCAUUUUCACUAUAUCACACUAAACGGGCAGGUGUGAGUAGAUGGAAAAAAAAAAUGUGCUUGCCCUGUUUCAAUUAUGACAAAUAUUACCGGCAGUCUGACUUUGCAAACCUCUAUUGAUCACAAAUAAGGAUUAUGCUUGUGAAUAUUGAACAGGCUCGACACGAAUGACUUGAUUUUCCAAGAUGCCCUCACCCAACAGAAUUUUGACUACCAGAAGCCACGUCUGCAUUUAUGGCGUGGCUUUUUUUUCUGAAUGCGUUUAUUAUUUUUUUGACAGAGGUGCAGGACAGUAUGGGGCAGAGAUCAAUUUCAAAACAAACCAACAGCACCAUACAGAAUGGAGGUCGUGGAGAGGUCAAUUGUGGGGAGUUUACAGUUUGGGAGUUGUUUUUGCUGAAGGUGGAUUUUGUUCAUGGAAAUUGUGGAUGUCAAAGGUCAGGGCUAUAGCGACAUAUUUUCUGUUGUAGAAGGUUGUGGCUAUCAAGAAUUCUCGUAGCCCGAAGAUUCUAAACGGAUGUUGACCUCAAGUGUAUUUUAGUUUUGUCAUCACAAAAUAUGCAACGCACUCCUUGUGUGUCGUGUCUUGCAAACUGAACAGGACCAAGUAGCUUUGAGCAACUCCUGAUAUAACCGGGAAAAGAUAAUGAAAAAUCUUUUUCAAAAUGCAAGUGCAAAGUCUCUGAGUGUGCUUUGUUACCCUAAAUUGGAUGUUAUAAAAAUGCAGAUGAACUGCUGCGGCAACGCAUGAGGAGAAUAAACAAUCGUUUUGUUAGAAGGCUGUGUAUUGUGAAUACAAUAAGGAUGUGUAAAUUGUAUUCAAGAGCUACCGGGCAGCUAUUACAAUGCACCUAACUGCUAUUGAUUCCUUUGUGCUUGCUAAAAUUCCAGUCCUCGUCCAUGCCAAGCUGCAGGAGGCUGUUAAAACGAUAAGAGGCAAGGAAGCGCUUCUAAUGAAGCCACACUUUAUGUCCCGGAACUCACAAAAGCGUGCAUAUUUGCUCACAUCACUCUUCUCCCGCCUCCCAUCGACAGACACUUGAUUAUUUUUUUAACGUGAAAAGGUGAGGUGAUACUUUGCAAGGCUGAGUUUAAAUGGAAAAUUAGUACACAGAAUAACGCUGCGCUUUGUGUGAAUGCCGAGGGACAAGUAUACACUGCUGGUCGCCUGGAAAAUACUUGUAAUUUGUCAUAAAUUUCCCUCCUAUUAAUGUCCCAUUUACAGCAUUACCGUCGCUUAACAGUCUACAGCAAAUGAAAUGUUGCGGAGCGCAUUCUGCAGAGGUCCAAGAAACGGAGUAAAGUCCUACACUCGGCUGAACUCUCAACACACACGCAAAGAUGUACACUUAUUAUUUUUACACCUGUUAUUUAUCUUCAAAUUUGUUCAUAAA